Molecule: messenger RNA, 5685 nt
Organism: Megalops cyprinoides (Indo-Pacific tarpon)
Lineage: Eukaryota; Metazoa; Chordata; Actinopteri; Elopiformes; Megalopidae
Product: NACHT, LRR and PYD domains-containing protein 3-like
Exons: 13
Coding region: 406-5073 (1555 amino acids)
Molecular function (GO): protein binding; zinc ion binding
Source: RefSeq, a predicted model, not a curated record
CAGAAAUCUUAGACCGAACAAACUUGUGAGAAGCUGUGGAUUUGCAUCUAAACUGUUAUUUUGAUGUCUGUUUUAAAGACCUAUAUAUUUUAUUUAAGGGACCUGCAGAAUUUAGCUUAUCACUCAGUUAAUCUACUGUGUAAAAAAAAAAAAAAAAAAAAACCACAACCGUGACUGCUAGACCUGAUAACAGAUCUCUGCAAGCUCCACUCCCAUUUUGUGAGACGUAUGAGGAAGAAGAAGGAUUUUACCAGCCUCCAUUAUGAGGCAGAUGGAAGCACUGGAUGAUGGAGUAAAACAAAUCUGGUGAAUUCACAUCUCAUGUUGUACAGUAUGUACUAACAGGACUGCUGAUCUCUGGGAUGUACUGGAACAGAAGGCUGUUCUGGCUAGUCCUGGUCCUCCAUGGCUGACCUCUUAGAGGAUGAAGAGCCCUCUCACGCCUCCCUCCUACUGGAUUACCUGAAGGAGUUCUGUGAACAGGAGUUCAAGGAGUUUAAGUGGCACCUGAGUCAGAAAGUGCUGAAAGGCUUCCCACCCAUCCCAAGGGGCCAGGUGACCAAACUAGAUAAAAUGGAUCUUGUGGACGUCAUGGUGAACACCUACUGCGACGAGGGGGCUCUGAAGAUCUCACUGAAGAUCCUGAAGAAGAUGAACCAGUACGGCCUGGCUCAGAGACUGGAGAGAGAUCUGCAGAAGUGUAACUCAAUUUCAUCUUUCUAUAAUACACAAUCCAGUUUGUAUUUACCUCAUCUUUAUUGUAAUACUUUCCCUCCCCUUUCAUCUCUAGUGUGUCCCAUGCUGACCAUGGGGUGCCCAGAGCCUUCGGAAAUGCUGCCACCCUCCACAGUUCUAACCAAGGGCCUCAGUGAGCCUCCACUAUCUUUUGCAGUACCACCCAAGGAGUUACCUUUGCUUAGACAGCCCUACCCCUCCAGGAUGGCACCUAUAGCUGGAGAUGGUGACCAUGAGGGACCAGAAACAGGAAACAGAACAAUGCAUGUUGGGUAUUCUGGAGAGCCAUCAGCCAGUCUCCAGUAUGGCUGCAUGCUGUGUAAGGGUCCUCUGAAGGACCUGGUCUCUAUCCCCUGUGGACACCUCUUCUGUAGACAGUGCAUCAGCAGCUACUGGGACCAGUCAGGUCCUUCGGGAGCCUACGCCUGCCCCCGGUGCAGAAAGAGGUCCCGGACGCGGCCUGCGCUGUACGUGCACACAGAGCUAGCUGGACUCGUGCAGGAUCUCCAACAGGAAGGGUGCGGCCCUGCCCUUCCUGCUUAUGGCGUGGCGAGGCCCAGAGAGGUGGCCUUUGAAGACUACACCGGGGGGUACCAGAGACUAUCCCAAUCCAGCCUGAAUUACCAAGCAGCCGGCACCCAGCUACCCUACACACAAAUAACAGCACAGGGCCACACACUGCUGGAGACAACUGGGAACCAGCUGCCAAGGCUCUGCCUGCUCCACCAUGGACCUGCAGAGGGGUUCUGUAACACUGACCAAAUGCCGGUCUGCAGACUCUGCACAGAGCAAGAGCACCAGGGCCACGAUAUUGUGUGUGCUGAGACAAAACAAGCUUGGGCACGGGUCCCUACAACAUCGGACACUUUGUCUCUGCUCGUUCACACCCUGGAGAAGCUGGCAGAAGAAGAGUUUCAGCAGUUCAAGCGGACUCUGAGAAAAGAUUUCCCAGAAUACCUUGGGGGUUCAAUGGAGGACUACGACAUUGUGGGCAUUGUUCACAAGAUGCUGGAGUGCUGUGGCAGAGAGGGGGCCCUGAAGAUCACACUGCACGUCCUGGGGAAAUUUAAUCAGGACAGUCAUGCAAAAAGUGGGAAGGAGCAGAAUAUCCAGGAGACAAUGAAAAUGAAGAUGAAGAAGAGGUUUGAAUGCAUAUUUGAGGUGAUUGCUAAGCAAGGGAGCACCAUCUUCCUCAACGAUAUCUUUACGGAACUUUACAUCACAGAGGGCGGAAGCGGGGGGGUCAAUAAUGAACAUGAGGUGAGGCAGAUUGAGUCAACAUCAAAGAGGCAAGCUGGACAAGAGACUCCCAUUAAAUGCAAUGAUAUUUUUAAACCCUUACCUGGUCAGAGGAAGGAUAUCCGGGCUGUGCUGACAAAGGGGAUUGCUGGCAUCGGAAAAACGGUCUCUGUGCAGAAGUUUGUCCUCGACUGGGCAGAGGGAAAAGCCAAUCAGGAUCUCAAUUUCAUAUUUCCCCUCCCCUUCAGAGACCUGAAUGUGCUGAGGGGUCGGAAAUACAGCCUGAUGCAGCUUCUUCACCAAUACUUCCCUGAAAUGAAGGAGAUCGAGAACAUUGAGAGCACUAAAUUCAAAGUCCUGUUCAUCUUCGAUGGUUUCGAUGAGUGUCGCAUCCCUAUGGAUUUCCGAAACUGCGACGUCUGGUGCGACGUAACGGAGUCGACCUCCGUGGAGGUGCUGCUGACGAACCUCAUCAAGGGCAACCUGCUCCCCACUGCUCUCCUCUGGAUCACCUCCCGGCCGGCAGCCGCCGGUCAGAUCCCCUCCGACUGCAUCCAGCAAUUAACAGAGGUGCGAGGCUUCAACGACCCGCAGAAGGAGGAGUUCUUCCUGAAGAGAUUCAGAGAUCAGACCCUGGCCCACAAAAUCAUCGAGCACAUCAAGACGUCGAAGAGCCUCCACAUCAUGUGCCACAUACCGGUCUUUUGCUGGAUCUCUGCCACUGUGCUUGAGAAACUCCUGGUUGAGGCAGACAGCGGAGACAUUCCCAAAACGCUGACUCAAAUGUACACCCAUUUCCUGCUCAUUCAGAUAAACAUAAAGAAUCAGAAGUACCAAGGGACCAGCGAGAAGAAUGCGAAAAAGCUGUCAGAGUCAGAUAAGGAAAUCAUUCUGAAACUAGGGGAGCUGGCUUUCCAACAGCUGGAGAAAGGCAACCUCAUAUUUUACGGAGACGACUUGAAAGAGUGUGGCAUUGAUGUCAGCGAGGCUUCGGUGCACUCCGGAGUGUGCACGGAAAUCUUUAAAGAGGAGUUUGGGUUGUAUCAGGAGAAGGUGUACUGCUUUGUGCAUCUCAGCAUUCAGGAGUUUCUCGCUGCUUUGUAUGUGUUUUACCUCUGCACACAAGAGAAUAAAAAUGCACUUGACCCUGAGUGCGUAUGGAACGAACAGCAAGACUCAGAGGAUAUGGAGAGUGGGGGAGAGGAACUGAACCCAACCGAAAUGGAGACUGACCAAGAAGCGCUAGACUCAGACUACAUGAAUGAAGAUGAAGAGUAUUUGUCAGGAGAGGAGGAAGGCUAUUCUGAAGACUGUGUGUAUUAUAUAGGGGAUGACGAUGAAGCAGAGGUUCCUUUCAGCACACCUCUGUCUGAUCUACACACAGGCGCGGUAGACAAGGCCCUGCAGAGUGAGAAUGGACACCUGGACCUUUUCCUUCGCUUCCUUCUCGGAAUCUCAUUGGACUCCAAUCAGGCUCUCUUAAAAGACCUACUGAAGCCAAUAAGCAAUAGCACGCAGAGCGCUGAGGUAACAGCCGCCUAUAUUAAGGAUAAGAUCAGAGAGGAGUCAUCUCCUGAGAGGACCAUCAAUCUCUUCCACUGUCUGAUUGAGCUGAACGACAACUCUCUAGUGGAGGAAAUGAAGACUGCCUUGAGCUCAGGGAUGCUAAAGGACAAAGUGCUAGAACCCCACCAAUGUUCAGCUCUGGCAUAUGUGUUGCUGAUGUCAGAUGAUGUGCUGGAUGAGUUUGACCUGAAGAUAUACAAUACACAGGAUUUAGGUCAUGAAAGGCUUGUACCAGUCGUUAAGUCCUGCAGGAGGGCCAUACUGGACAGUUGUAACCUCAUCCAAGAGUCAUGCAAAAUUAUUGCCUCAGCUCUCACGACAAAUACAUCCCAUCUGCAAGAGCUUGACCUCAGCUACAAUAACUACGUGGAGGAUUCAGGAGUUAGGCUGUUAUGUUCUGGACUGACAAGCCCACACUGCAAACUUAAGAGACUGGCCUUGGCAGGCUGUCAGAUCACUGAAGGAAGCUGUGAUGCCCUGGCUUCUGCUCUGCGCUCAAAAUCCUCACACCUGACAGAGCUGGAUCUGAGCCAUAACCAUGUUGGGGACUCGGGACUUAGACUGUUGUUAGCUGGACUGAAGAGUCUCACCUGUAAAUUGGAGAAACUGCUGCUGGGAAGGUGUAAUCUCUCAGAACAUUGCUGUAAAGAUUUGGCUUCAGUGCUACGCUUACACCACACAGAACUGAGAGAGCUGGAGCUCAGAGACAAUGAUCUAAUAGAUUCAGGAGUGAGAGUAUUGUCUACUGGACUGGAGGAUCCCAGCUGUAAACUACAGAGAUUGGGGCUGUCAGGCUGUCAAGUCACAGAGGGAGGCUGUAUUUCUCUAGCUUUAGCCCUGUCUUCAAACUCCUCACAGCUGAGAGAGCUGGAUCUUACCUACAAUCACCUUGGGGAAUCUGCUGUGAGGCUGCUCUCCGCUGGAUUGGCGGAUCCCAAUCGUAACCUUGAGAAACUUCUAGUUGACCAUGGUGGAGAGUUCAGGAUCAAACAUGGAUUGCAAAAAUAUGCCUGCCACCUUGAACUGGAUCCAAACACUGCAAACAGACAGAUCUCUUUGUCUGAAGGGAACAGAAAGGCGACUGGGGGGACAGAGGAACAGCCAUAUCCCGACCACCCUGAGAGGUUUGAGGCCGAGGGACAAGUGCUGUGCAGGGAGUCGCUGUCUGGUCGCUCUUACUGGGAGGCAGAGUGGAGUGGGUCAGUUGGUAUAGGAGUAGCAUAUAAAGGAACUAGCAGGGAAGAUAUGGACACUCGCUUUGGAACGAAUGACAAGUCUUGGUGUCUAGAGUGCUCUGGUAAAGACUUAACUCUUUAUCACAAUGAGAAAAUAACCUCCGUUCGUUCACCCCCAGUUGGAUUCCAAAGAGUGGGCGUGUAUCUGGAUUGGCCAGCGGGAAUUCUUUCCUUCUAUGGCAUCUCCUCUGAAACUGUGAACCACCUGCAGACACUACACACCACAUUCACUGAGUCCCUCUAUCCAGGGUUUUUGGUCCGUUCUGGUUCCUGUGUGUCCCUAUGCAUUCUGGGAUAGUCUCCUGUGACCUUAAGUUGUUCGUCAAGGCAGAAGUUGCCUGUGAGUGCUGAUCUAUGGCCAAAUUCUCCAGGCACAAUUCUAACCAUAACCGUCAUAAGAUAAACAGCAAAACUCAAAACUAAAUCAGCACUUACAGGCAACUUCUGCCUAGAGCUAAACCGCUCAUCUGCUCAUAUUAAACUCUAAAUACACACAUGCGCAUGUGCACUCCCUGUCUUGAUCGGACGCUGUCAUCUAAGUAAAUAUCAUGUCUUUUCCGCCUCUGCUAAUUUUCCAGGUGAUGCUCAAAGCUCUCGGCCCUUAAAACAGUCCUAACAGUGUCUGUGGCAUCCCCACGAUCGCUGUAGUGUCCCCUCCUUCUGCUGAUGUCUUGUUCAGUUUGGGUCCUGCGAGCUUCUCUGCAUUCAAAAGGAAAGCUAUCACUGACAGGGUUUUUUUUUUUUUUUGCAUCUCCUCCCAAGACAUUAAGCACCUCUCAGUUUUCUGACAACGCCACCCAUGGAUGUCAUGUUUUGGGUUGCAUUCUUUUAUUUUCUGUCCUCUUUCAAGCCAUAGCUUUGAGCCAAACUAAUUAAUUUAUUGAUUUCUUAAAUUAUUUGUCUAUUGUGA